Molecule: messenger RNA, 1383 nt
Organism: Trichomonas vaginalis G3
Lineage: Eukaryota; Parabasalia; Trichomonadida; Trichomonadidae
Product: Ankyrin repeat family
Exons: 1
Coding region: 1-1383 (460 amino acids)
Molecular function (GO): protein binding
Source: RefSeq, a predicted model, not a curated record
AUGGAAUCAAGAAUUUCACAAGAAAGGACAAAAGAAGUAAUGGAUGGAGAAUUGUACAGACUCGAAAUUCACUCCAUCACAGGUACUCUCAACGAAGAAAAUUUUGACGAAGUUUCAAAAAAUAUCAUAAAAAUAUUAGAAGUUAAGCCAAAAGCAAGAAUUCCGACAUAUUGCUCCGGGGUUUGUUACGCAUUACUCAAAGACAAGUCUAAAAUUGAUUUGUAUCUACGCAGCGUUGAACAAAUCAUUAAUUCUUUCCCAGGAGAGACAAGGGUUAUCCUCAGACGCUUCAGAGGUGCUGCUGCAACUUCCAGAAUAUUGGUCAUUCUUUAUUCAAAGAUCAUCCAGUUGAAAUCAAUAAAAUUUGAUUUGAUCCAAAUCAGCAUUGGCAAUUUCUUCAGAGCUUGCCUAUCAAAAUUCCAAACAUACCAGAGUAUCCUCAUUGCAAUGACCCUCUAUUUCAACUCAAAAGAGCUUAUUGACUUACAUUUUCCACAAAUUUCUACAUGGAUCAAGACAAUCAUUCCUACUUUCUUGUCUUACUUCCAAAACCCACAAGCCGACUUCUUUUUGAAGCAAUUUAAAGCAUUUGUCUUUGACGAACAAAUUAUCGAAUACGAAUGGGACAAUAUCUUCAAAAACGAUGAUGAUUCAAAAAUUACUGAAGAAAUGAUCCAAAAAUCGCCAAUUUACUUCCUUUCCGUAUUUUCAUACGAUAAAUUACUUUAUCCGCCAACUCUGAUAUCAGGAGCUGCCUUCAACAAUGCUAACAAGUGUGUUGAGAAGAUGCUUAAGCUCGGCUGCAACCCUGAUGAGUUGGAUAUUCAAAAUAACGACAUGUUUUACUACGCGGGAACAGUUGGUAACGUCAAAGCGUUAGACUUGGCCGGCCGAACACCCGAUAGACUGAAAAACUUUGUUAAAGGAGCAAUUCAAUUCGGAUUCAACGAUCUCGUCAUAGAAAUGGGAUAUUUCGGUCCUUUCGAUGACGGAGAAACCAUUUUACACCUCUGCGCUUUAUACAAUAACUACCAACUCAUGGAUUACGUCGUCAACAACAAUAUUUGUUCUGUAAACGAGGUUUCGGACAUUGGAGACUUCCCACAACACAAUGCAGCUCGUAAGGGAUCAAUUGAAGCUCUCAUUAGACUAUCUUAUUGCAAAGAUUUCGAUAUCAACGCGAAAAACAUGUCAGAAGUGCUUCUAUCUGAUCUUGCUGCGAAAUAUUUGAACAAAGACUUGGCCAAAAUACUAGAAAACAUCUUUGAAACUAGUUCUAACAUAACUUCUCCUUAUUACGUCAAUUUCUUUGUUGCAUCACUAAAAAUCCAGGAAGAGGGAGAAGAAGAUUUCUCAGAUGAUGAUGCUUAUUUACUUGGCUGA